Molecule: messenger RNA, 12170 nt
Organism: Linepithema humile (Argentine ant)
Lineage: Eukaryota; Metazoa; Arthropoda; Insecta; Hymenoptera; Formicidae
Source: RefSeq, a predicted model, not a curated record
GCCGUCGUCGUCGUCGAGAGAGAGACGUCGACCCGUCUCGCGCCUCCUCUCGCGUUCUCAGUUCUCCGACCGAACACACGACGGCGAGAGACUCGCGAGACUCAGGUGAAGCGACGGGGAUAUCGCGUCCACGGGGGUUGCGAGUCGUAAUCGGUCACAGCCGAAGCCGCGGUCCUUAAAAGACGCCUCGAGACGCCCCUCGUGUGCAUCGCGACGGCAACGAGGGGAAGAGGGAGGAACGACAAGCACGCGGACGGAGCAACCAGUGUUCGGCGACCUUCCUCUGGAGAGCGAAGACGGUAUCAGGGAGCGAGGCAGGUGUCUCCACCGACGACAGAGGACGACCCGAGAGGGUCGAAGAGCUCGCGAGGUCAGUGAGAGGGCAUCGUAUCUCCGCGAUUCGGUCUGUCGACCUGCGAAGGCGUGGUGGGUCGUUUCGCAACGACAACGCGACGAUAACGCAGCUCCACGAAACGCCACGUGAAACGCAAGAUUGAUAGUGAAAUCGACUGCAAGAUGUGCUAGGUGAAUCGGAGUAUUAACAAGAUAGGAUACCGUGACGAUAAAAUCGAGGACAGACGAGUGAAGGGAUAAGUUUGCUCCGCGAAUUGUUAUGUGUUACGCGAAAACCUUGACCGAUCUCCCGCUGACAUUUCCCAUAACGAUCUGAUAUCGUCGCGUGUCUGUUCGCGUGAGUGAUUCGCGAGAAGCGUCGCAUGCAGCGGAUUUCACGGGGAUCGGCGUGGCUGUAUGAGCCGAGGGGGAUUCCGAGAGAGACAACGACGGUGGUCGGGCAUGGUCGCGGAGGAUGAGGAAGAAGUACAAAAAUAGCUGUCCCCGUGGUUGAGCGGAGAUGCACAGCUGACCGGUCGCGUCAGAGAGAUAGAGAGCGAGAGAGAAAGAAAGAGGGAAAAAGAGGUAGGAAAAGAGAGAGGGAGGGAGAAACAGCCGGACAUUCGAUUAACGCUAGCGAGUGCUGCGUCUCGCAUCGGGACGACCGGACGAGGAAUCGAUCCGAUCGCGGUAUUCCACGUAAACUCAACUGCAAACACACCACGUGCCUUUACCGUCGUCGUGACCCGUGGACGCCUCUACUACCCUGGGCGUCGCGACAUCGUCCUCCCCCUUUUUCGCACGGCCGUCGACUCAUCGCGCGAAAUCGAGCCGUUUCCGACGAACACUUCCUCAUUCAAGCACGCAAGCGAUCGAACGGCGACGUUGUGGAAAUGUCCGAGCCAUGCGCCUCUCCGAGACACAAUCCACAAUCUGCAAUCUCGGUUGCCGCGAAAUCUGACUUCGAUCCCACGAGGUCGAACGAAACUCCCGAACAUUGCGGAGGAGUGCCUGUGGUCAGCAACGUAGAUUCCUUGGAUGCAACGUGGAUCGAAGCCUCGAGAUUGUUGAACCGCAUCGCAACGUCAUCGCCUUGGUAUUUUUCGACCGCACUCGGGUGCGCGAUUGCAAAUUGAAUAGUGAUAAUUCGGCGCGUGUCGUUUGGCUUUACGCAGCGAACAACGUCAAUCAAAGCGAUAUGAGACGCUGCCGGCGAGAGAAGACAAAUCGCGUCGCGGACGAGCAUCGCCGGCGAACGAUCGAGUCGUCAUCAUAGCUGAUUCUAAAUCAUCGACGACAGCGCGACGAUCCGCGGAAUCCCCUGGCCGCCAGCCGCGUCCUGGAAGUCGUGAAAACGCCGGCCUGCAAAUCAUAUCCUCACUAUAAAUAGAUGUUUUCUCGCGUGGAUCGCGUCUCUUAAGCCACACACGCGCCGCGACGCACACUGGUACUGGCAGCGCAUGUGACACGUAUGUCGACCAUUCGUCAAGGUGGGACCGAUCUUUCCGUCGUCCUUGAAUCGACGACAGGGGAAAUCAUCUGCGCCGGCGACCUUAGAUAUAUAUCUAGAUAGACGAGAACCCCGGGUCCAAACGAACGCGCGUCGGCAGAUAGAAGAUACAUCGAGCCUUUCGCGUGCGAAAACCCACAGCCGCGCUCUCAGCAGACAGUUUAUUCGGUGCUAAUAUCGAUAUCGACGACGACGAGCGAGACCAAAAACAACGACACCGACAUCUCGGUGCUUUUAGCCGACGAGUCGACACGAAACGGAAACAUCCUGGACGACGGAAGCUCUUCUUCGUUUAAUCUCGCGUCACUCUUUCGUAUCGGUUAAGAAGCCUGAAGAGAACAACGGACGAGCGCAUCGUCCGACGAAACAGCAACGAAAUUCUUUCCUUUGCCUUCUCUCGAGUCAAGUCGCGUUAUCUUACUCUGUCUUACGGCUGAUCACUAUGCUCAACUCGUGCUGUGCUUUUUUCUACCGUGCUCGUGCCGCAUUGUACGCCGCGAGUGUUUUCCUAGUGCUUUAGUGUUACUACGCGGUAUAUAUUAAUUGAUAGAAAUAGGGCCCGUUGCGCCCACGGUCGAACGCGGAAGUCUCGACUGCCCAGAUAUCUGGGUAACCUGUUCCUGAGAUGCCUGUUAGACGGGGUCACGUGGCGCCUAGAACUACGAUUAUCGAGACCAUCAUCAGGAAGUUCGAUACGCACGAUCGAAGCUUUUUAGUGGCAAACGCGCAACAGGGACUAUGCCACAUUAUCUACUGCUCGGACGGUUUCUGCCGGUUGACGGGCUUCUCAAGGGCCGAGGUGAUGCAGCGGCCGGCGGUAUGCGACUUCCUCCAUGGACCAAUGACGUCCCCACACGCGGUCGCGGCCCUGCGAGACGCCCUCGCCGCGGGCGUCGAAAAGCACUUCGAGAUCCUUUACUACAGGAAGGACGGAACCAAGUUCCUCUGCAGCGAGGUGAUAGCGCUAAUAAGGAGCGAGGUGGACGACAUUUGCUUGCAAAUCAUAAACUUCGAGGAUCUGAGCUCGCAGCCGCCUCCGCAGCCCGCGAUUCCGCCGCCGAGUCAGGCCAACAACAGGCUCGCGACACGCUUCGACAGGGCAAGGGCGUCCUUCCGGGCUGGCCUAUCGAGAACCGGUGUCGUUGGUCCGCCGAGGGUCCGGAACCGACCACGCACGGCGGCUAAUUUGCCUCAUCGACUUGCUGACGGGACCAUCCUCGACGAGGACGCCUCUGAGAACUGCCCGUUAACAUGUGGCUCGCCCACAAUGAUGGAAUCGUGGGGCCCAGGCAGGACCGGUACUCCCCCGCCGGGUCUUCCGCCACCGCCGUGCAGCAACCACGGUGGCGCAACAACGUCGGCGAUCGCCCCGAAUGUCGUACCACAGCCCGGCACCACCGCUCCCAUCGCCAGUCCCGAGGGGGUGAGCGACGUUUCGCAAAAGUCGGGCAUUUGGGAGGGCGCGAACUCGUCGGGUGCCGCGGAAGGCCCGUCGCGGAGCGUCUCUCAUGCGGCGAGUUUGGACGCUAUCUCGAGGAGAACCAUAAAACCGGAAACAGCGAGGGCGCCCUGUCGCAGCCUCACCUGCAGCGUCUUAGCGGGCCGAGGGAGCGAACACGUCACCCUCGAGCGACGGCCAGCGACAGUCGAUAAUCUGACCGAAGCUGCAAAACACUCGAAAAUCUUUCCUGGCGUCGCUUCUGAAAGCGAUUUGCAGAAAUGGCGAACGUCCAGAGACCGAAAGUCGCCAUCUCUGAGUCAGAUGGGACCGGAUUCCAUCAAACACAAAUUUUCCUUACAAGAUAAUGGAUCUGCAAAGUAUUUUCAAGGAGCGAUGCACACACCGAACAUGGGAGAAAAAGUCGCUCAGGUACUGUCCCUCGGAGCAGACGUCCUCCCGGAGUACAAAUUACAGUCCCCCAGAAUCCACAAGUGGACCAUACUACAUUAUUCGCCGUUUAAGGCGGUCUGGGAUUGGGUUAUAUUGCUGCUUGUGAUGUACACAGCUAUAUUUACGCCGUACGUCGCUGCCUUCGUUCUGUCGGAUCCGGAUUACAACAGCAGAAAGAACAAGAAAUAUGGUGAUGACCCCAUCGUUGUCAUAGACUUAAUAGUCGAUGUCACCUUUAUUGUGGACAUCAUCAUAAAUUUUCGCACGACGUUCGUCAACAGCAACGAUGAAGUGGUGUCCCAUCCUGGUAAGAUAGCCGUCCAUUACCUGAAGGGUUGGUUCAUCAUCGACUUGGUGGCUGCCAUUCCCUUCGAUCUCUUACUCGUUGGCUCGGAUACUGACGAGACGACGACCUUGAUCGGACUCUUGAAGACAGCCCGUCUGUUACGUCUCGUCAGAGUGGCCAGAAAAAUCGACAGAUACAGCGAGUAUGGUGCUGCAGUUUUGUUACUGUUAAUGGCCACUUUUGCCCUUAUUGCUCAUUGGAUGGCGUGCAUAUGGUACGCCAUAGGAAACGCCGAGCGGCCGACCCUGAAGAGCAAGGUUGGUUGGUUGGACAUUCUAGCCAACGACACGCAUCAAUUUUACUUUCACAAUAACACCGGUGGACCGAGCAUAAAAAGUCGCUAUAUCACGGCGCUUUACUUCACCUUUAGCAGCCUCACGUCCGUGGGCUUCGGAAAUGUGGCGCCCAAUACUGACGCUGAGAAAAUCUUUACAAUAAUCGUCAUGUUGAUCGGAUCUCUGAUGUACGCCAGUAUCUUCGGUAAUGUAUCGGCGAUCAUCCAGAGGCUGUAUAGCGGCACUGCCCGGUACCACACGCAGAUGCUCAGGGUCAGAGAAUUUAUAAGAUUCCACCAGAUCCCGAAUCCGCUCCGCCAGCGGUUGGAGGAGUACUUCCAACACGCGUGGACGUAUACAAACGGGAUCGACAUGAACAGUGUUCUGAAAGGAUUCCCCGAGUGCCUUCAGGCCGACAUCUGUCUUCAUCUUAAUAGGAAUCUUUUAAACAAUUGCCGAGCCUUUGAAGGGGCUAGUCCAGGCUGUUUAAGGGCAUUAUCCUUAAAGUUUAAGACAACGCACGCACCACCGGGUGAUACUUUAGUCCAUCGCGGAGACGUGCUGACUUCCCUGUAUUUUAUAUCCCGCGGGAGUAUUGAAAUUCUGAAGGAUGACAUCGUGAUGGCCAUUUUGGGGAAGGAUGAUAUAUUCGGCGAGAAUCCAUGUAUUUAUCCAACAGUCGGGAAGUCAUCCUGUAACGUUCGCGCUCUUACUUACUGCGACCUUCACAAGAUCCAUCGGGAUGACCUGCUUGACGUUUUGGCACUUUAUCCGGAGUUCUCCAACCACUUCAGCCAAAAUCUCGAGAUCACUUUCAACAUGCGAGACGAGGAGCAGGCUGGUGUCGAUCCAAUAUCAGCAAGGUUUCCUGUCAGCACUCCGACCGACGUCGACAUCGACGCCAGGCGAUUCGCUUUCCGUCCACCAAGAUACCGUCGAGGACCCGGUGGUCCUGGCACAAAUCUUAUCCCCACAGGUCGACAAGACUCCUUGCAAGACGACCAAGAAGAUUAUGAUCACAAAGGUAGCGGUCACGGUAUCUUAGAAUUCAGCACGGACAAAGCCGGUCAGGACGUGACGCCGUUGAAUCUGGAAUUUGACGAGCCCAAGCAGAGAAGUUCGACCUUAAACUCGAUAACUGGCAUGCUAACCCAUCUCAAGCGCAGCAUACCGGAUCUACGUCAGCACAAGAUUCAUCUGCAGCCGCUUACCAGCCACGAUUACCUCGCCAAACAAAUGACCACGCCGCUGAUGAAACCGGCGCGCCGGAGUUCCGCCGCUGGCGAGAGUUGCCUCAGUCAAAACGUCGUUCAUCCCACUUCGACAACGUCAAGCCACUACACCACACCAUCGCCCCCGCAGCAUCCUCAUUCCCAUGGCGACUUUCAGAGCGGCCCAGGCCGACCCUUGGAGGAGAUCAACAGCAGGAUCGAUCAGCUGUCGCGACAGAUGUCCUCGCUGGAGCACUCGAUGGCCGGUGAUAUCCGGUUGAUUCUGAGCUUGCUCCAGCAGACUCUUGACUCGUCGAGGGAUAGCUCCAGCAUCGAGAUGAUGCAGGGAACCGCGCCGGCCGGCACGCGGCAGAGCAGCCGGGCACCGGCGUUGGUCCAGAGAUCGGCGAGCGAGCCGCAACCUCCGACAGUUCCGGUGAGCAACGGAAACGGAAAGAUCCAGCCCAGCACGUCGCACGGUUUGUUCAGUAGACCUACCACGAGGGAGCCGACCUCCACGUCGUCGGGCACGUCGCGGCUCACCGUCACGUCGGAAACGUCCGCGCUCGCGACGGCGUUGCAGACGGCGCUGAACGGUGCUCGAACCGGACCCACGAGGUCGCAGAGCCAACCGGUCGACCUGGCGGUGCCGACCACCACGCAGCAGCAGACUCACCAGGGACACGCUUGGCACAGUCAGCCUGCCGCCUUCCGAAGAGGCGAAUACAGGAGUGGCGUGCCUUGCGAUAGAUACAGCUCGUUCAACAAACGCUCGGAGGCGGAGGGCGAGGACCCGUGGAGCUGCGUGGUCUCGGUAACGGGAGAUCGGAGUGCUGCCCAGCGUCCUCGUAGCGGGGACACGCGCAAAGACCCGAAUCAUCGCGGCGGCAACGGAGCGGAAUCCGGGUCGAGCCGAUCGGAGGGCAGACAGGAGGGCGGAAGCGGGGGACAUCAGGCGAGCGGACCCCGGCAGCAGGACUCCUCGAGGCAAACCAGCGAGGAUAUGUCGUGGGAAUUUACGAUAAAUGAGGCGCCGAUCGCCAGACUCGAGUCGCUGGACGAGCUCGAUCAGGAUCACGGCAGUUAAGGGAAAUCGCGCACGCGGAAUCAUUCUGUCAGCUGAGAGCUGCGACAUCGCCGCGAGGACGAUCGUCUUUGCGAGACGAGGACGCGGAAAGUCGCAACGAGAAAGCGCGACUGGGGCCGUUCAAGUCCUCCGUAGGGAAUCUUGUUUCUAACCCAAUCAUAGUCAUCUCGCGACGCUUGUCUCGAAGUCGGAUCUCACAACCGAGCCGCAAGCGACAUCACGCGACGUCUGCAGAUCGACGUGGAGCGUGUGCCGUUGAAGGAAGCGUAUGAGCCUGAAGAUAAGAAUCCACUUGUUAGUAACUCACCUUGUAAUUGAGAAAAGUGAUAAGAACCUGAUGAAAAUUGAGGCAUAGCAAAAGCUAUCUAUACAUCGAAAUUUUUAAAAUUUUUUAUUCGAGAGUUACGAUAUAAAGAAUAUAAAACACAAUAAUUACAAUAAUAAUUAAAAAAAUGUGAAUGAUAGAUGCUUUAUAAUAGAAAAACAAGAAGAAGAAAUCAUAUUACAGUAAGAUAUUAAUAUUAAGCGUUAAAAAUCGAAAAAAUUUGACAUUUUCUAAAAAAAAAAGGAUUAAAAUGUAGAUUAUGCUUCCUUCAAUUGCAUGUGCUCUAAGCUAUCGACAGAUCCGUCAGCGCAAAGAUCACUUUUUGUACUCGAGACUAAGACGACUGUAUGCUCUCCGUAUGUUAAGCACUCAAGCGGAGAGGAUAUCGGCCGAAAUGUACAUUUUCAUAACGUAAGUGUACUUUUUUUAUUUAUGAAAUAUUUCUCGCGUUAUACCGCCGCCAUGUCUCGUUUCAUUCUGCUAAUUCGGAUUAAGCGAUCGCUUGUUAAGCAUCAUCGUACGAUUUAGGCUCUUCAAACGUUUUUCGGCUUCGACGGUCGACGAGCGCUCGUCUCUUCGGGGUUCCCGACAGCGGCAAGAAUUCAAUAUGCAAUUUAAAAUGCGUUCCUUCAGAUCGAUUUUUUAUGCGUCGAUAAAAAGCAAAUAGAAAAAAAAUAUAUCUCGUAUCUCGCCAAUUAGACGCCAAUUAUUUUACUCACACAGGACCGCAAAUGAUUAUUUAUAUAUAUUUACACGUUAACACAUGCAUAUGCGCUGUAUAUCAUAAGAGGGGCAUGUUAAAGGCGAAAGAAAGUAUAUACAUAAAUACAUCGCGCGAUAAUAGCGCGGAAAUCUUGACGGAAAAAAAGAUCGCAAAAAAUAAUUAAGAAUGAAAUCGCGAACCAUUUCGUCUUGAGGGUUUGGUUAGCUGAAGAAAAUUACUUAAUUCGUUAGAUUUCAACGUGUAAAUGUUUCUACGAUAAAUGUGGCUAAGAAGAAAAGUUUGUGAACAUUAAAAAGACGCGGAGAGAAAUGAGCAAUCUCGCUGAUUUAUCGUACAAAUAAUCAAGCAGCCUCCGAGUCGCGUUCUCGCCGCGUUGAAUUUAAAUACGACGAAAACGUGCGGUUUUUCAUUCGACAAUUUUACUGUCGACUGAAAAGUUCUCAAAUGGACGGUUUUAAUUUCUAGCGGGUUAAUUAAAAUUUGAUUGAGAGAGAGAGAGAGAGAGAGAGAGAGAGAGAGAGAGCACCUUCUUUUUUAUUCUUGCUUAUAGGCGACGUUAGAUGACGAUAUGGUAUUUAAAACAAGUCUCGCAGUGCCGAAAGGUAUUAUCACGUAGUAAUUUAAGCCGAAACAUCGGGGAAACAUAAAGAAACGGAAUUUUUUCCCACUUCAGCCGCCGUACAAAGUAGCCAAUGUCCUUUAUACAAAGAGCGACGAGAGAACAUGUCGCGCAGACGAUAUUAGACAAUUAUCAGGAUUCUUAUUAUUAUAAUUGUUAUUAUUAUUACGAUUAUAAUUAGUAUUCUUAUUAUUAUUGUUAUUAUUAUUAUUAUCAUUAUUAUUAUUAUUAUUAUGUAUUAUGUAUCAAUGGAAGAAGCGCAAGCGCGACGCGGAAGAGACGAAGAAAUUAACACCGACGACAUAAUGCCUACGCAAUAAUAUAUACUUCUACAUAUAUAUACAUAUACAGAAAGAAACAUAGAUGUAUAUAUAUAUAUUCUAUAAAUUUUUUACAAAGCAUUUCGAGUCGCUAUUGCUCCUAAACGCGUAAACGUUGGUUUCUCUUCCUCUCUUUUCGUUUUUUGUCCUCCCGCAACGUCUCUAUUUCCGCCAUAUUAACGUCGCGAAUCCGUUAAAGAGGCUGGAAAACGGCGAUCGAUGAUCCUAAAUGAUCUUAUCUCGGCCGCGACAAUUUACAUAGACCUUUACAUUUAUGUGCUAUACACGAGACGAGAGAGAAGGAGAAAUAGAGAGAAAGAGGAACCGAAUUCACGGUGAUGGCGCUUCUCGAGAUCGUUCGUGGAUCACCGAUCGCUGAUCUAUUCGUUCUUUGCUCAGUAUUUUAGGCUGUAACCGAUACCGAAUACAUUCGAUGUAACAAUUAAACACACACGACUCGUAGUUAACUCUCUGCGACAAAGUGAUGGUGCAGCGGCGCAGCGUUAAUAACAGGGGGGAAAAAAACAGCAGCUUUCAAUUUUACAGAUAGCGAUUUUUUGAUUGUUAAAUAUCAGUAGUACACGCAGCACACGUGGAUUUUCGCACUUAGAUACACGGCAGAAAUUGUACGUACGGUUAAGUGAUCCUUUAGAAAGAGAGAGAGAGAGAGAGAGAGAGAGAAAGAAAGAGAGAGAGAGAGUCCGGCGUGUUUCGGCCGAGGGCGGCCACGUUCGCCGAACGAAUCUCAUCUUGAAUCAUUCAGAUAUCCAUUGAUAUGACGAAAAUACAUAUCACUGCCCGGCCUUUGUCGCCGGCCGUAUCAAUCCCGUAAAAAAUUUAUUUUUCUUGUAAUAUUAAAGAAAAAGAACGCAGGGCUGGUCCCUCAAAUAUUAUAAAUAAUACUUUUAAAAAAGUAUUGUUUCUUAAUUGGUAUUACAUUCUCUGUUAAUUGCCGAAUAUCGUUAACAAGGAAUAUUUUACAUUCUUUUAUUGAUUUGGAAAAUAAAUAUCUACAAUAUAUUUUACUUCUUAAUUUAGAAAAUAAUUAUAAACUGGCUUAAGUGCGUGUCUAUUUCUGCCGUACCAAUUAAGGGAUUAUCUAUUACUGGCGUUGCCUUAAAUAAUCAAAUAUAACAUCACUAUUUUUGUAGUCGGAUUAAAAGUAUAUAGAGGCAAUGUCCACAAUUUUAUCUUAUACAUGUGAAUGUGAUGAAUUGAAUAAUCACGGCAAAUUGACAUAGCCACAAGAUUACAUGUAAAGAAUAUUUUAAAAAAUAACAUUUGACGAAUACAAACUUAUAAAAGAAUUUUGAAAAAAAUAAAUUGAAAAUUAUUGAUUUUUUUUUAUAUUUGGAACUAAUUUGAAGAUGAGAAGAUUAAACUUGUGAGUUAAAUAAUUGAGUUAAAAAAUUGAGAAACUUUGGCUGAUUGAACGUGGUUACUCUCGGCCGCAGACAGAAGUAGACUGGCGAAGAUGCUGAGCGCGCAAAGCGCGAAACAAGAAACGUGCGUAAUCAAGGAAUUUUCUCGCUUGCGUGUAAACUUCAAGUAGCACUUGAGUGCCACGCGACAUCGAUUGGUCGCGGAUUUUCGACAACGAUAAUUCCGACUUUCCUCGAGAGCGAGCAAUUACGAUUUAGACACUACAUUUAAAGGUAUUUUAACACGUUACAACUUUCACGGGGAAACAUAUGUAACAUUUUAUACAUAAUGUCUGCGCCCAAUUAUAAAUUUAUGCUGUGCAAGACAAACGCGUCGCUCCUUUAAUUCUAAAGCAAGGGACUGUGAGAUGCUCGAAGAAUAUCAUAAUCGGAGGAUCGCGAUCGAAAAGUUGCCGUAUAGUGAAAUUCUAUCUCGGAGUUUCCCGCAGGGGAAAAUAUCGUCCCGGAAGUAAUGUCGUCUCGAGAACAUCCGAUUUCUCCUAUUUAGUUUUCAUUACUGAUAUUCCGUAGUUGGACAGGAAGAAAAAGUGAGGAGAGUCCGUUGAAAUUAUCUUGUCAUUCGAUGAAAAUAAGCGCGCGCCGCUAUUUUUCCCAAUCUGUAAGAAAAUUGCGACAAACAGUAGACAAAUGACGACGCAAUAGUGGAGUCACACAUUCAUUCUUUGAUCUUUUCACAAUUUGGUUCUAAGUAUAUCGACUUCUUAACUUUCGUCAUUGCUGAACGUAAUUGGCGUGAUCCAUCUGUAUCUAUCUCUUUAUAGAAUUUCAAGGAGCUCAGUAUUGCGAAGAGUCUUUCCGAGCAGUUUUGAAAUCGCUUGUAAAAGAAUGCUGAGCGCAUAUCCGUGAAGGAUCGCUUGAGAUCCUCUCGCCGGAGUUUCGCGAUUUUGCCUGGCACAUACUUCGUCCUUCGUCUUUCGACUAUCGAGUGACUACGCACGAAUAAUAUCAUCGAAUAUCUUGAUCCCUCAGAUUCUCAAUCUCUAUCACCUGUCCGCCGAUAAAAAUAAAAUCCUGCGAUCUCUCAUCGAAGCCGCCUCUCGCUUUUUCUCUAUCGCGGUUGGCUUAUUCGCGCCAAGAAACGUGUAGAUACGCAACGUUCGGGGCGAAUUCGCGCGUUCGAAGAGAGUCGCUCUGCCAAGGCUGUGCAAAAGGGUUUAUUCGUUAAAGUAUCGCUUCUGAAUUGAUCCGACGUCGGUUCAGAACCGAUUCUUAAUUUCGAAGAACCGGUAUGUCUGUUUUACGCGAAGAACGCGUAUGUAACGAGAGAUCGGAGCUAACCUUGUGUCGGAACGGAGUUUCGUGUGUGAAAUCGCAGAGAAAUGUAACGAGAGAAAAGAGCGAAAAAGGAAGAGAACGGAAAAGAGAAAACAAUCCCAGCCGCGGUAGAUAAAUUUAAUCGCGCGUUCUUUACCCAGAUUCAGCGGAUUAAGAUUGUUCUGUAUAUAUAUGAUAUAAUCUUGGAUUGUACGAUUGUACGCCGAGCGCACUGAUUUGUAACACGUAACAUGGAAAUUAGUUCGAAAGUGAGCGUGACAGAGGAGAGAAUUUUUGCACCACCCCCGUCCCGCUCCUGCCCUUCAGCUGACACCUCCAGCCAAAGAGCGAGAUGAUUUAAAAACUUGUACAUCACCCGAUCCGCUCUCCCCCAAGAGUAGAGAAGUUCAGUCGAAUAAAUGAUCUUCAAUAAAAAAUAAAAAUUGAUUUAUUUAUUUAUUUGGGAAUUGAGAAAUUAUUUUUCCAUUUUUUUAAUCAUGCAAUUGUUUAUAAUGUUAUUUCCAUUUCAAAAAAAUAGAAAAAUAAUAUAAUCACAUCACUAUUUCACUAUUACAAUAGGCAAUAUUAAAUUAUAUUUUUAUAGAUAAAAUAUUAUUAUUUCUUUUUAUAUUUUUGUGUGAAAUAAAAAUUAAUAUUACAAUAUUAAUAUAAUAUUAAUAAAAAUUCGAUCGGAGAUGAAGGCGGUUGAUGAUGGUGAUUGGCGGUGGAGCAGGUGCUGGGAAUGGUGGUGGUAUUGGUGGUGACGAAGCCGUGUUGUGUAUCUAUAAGUUUUCAUAUAUUGCAUAAAAUAUGUUUAUUACAUAUUUUCACUA